Trematosphaeria pertusa is the source of this 597-nucleotide messenger RNA. RefSeq lists its product as uncharacterized. Lineage: Eukaryota; Fungi; Ascomycota; Dothideomycetes; Pleosporales; Trematosphaeriaceae. The record is from RefSeq and is a predicted model, not a curated record. Bases 1 to 597 code for a protein of 198 amino acids. The transcript has 2 exons.
AUGCGUACAAGCCGAGAGGCGCCGCCACACAGAUGGUGCAUCAUGAACACCCAUUCCCUCGCCCUUUUGGAUAUACUUGACAAGGUGCUGGCCUACGUCCGCGCCCUCGGCUUAUAUGUGGCCAGCUCGUUGAGCAAACCGUUUGCCGGGCCGUCACGCGGAACGGGAGCAAAUGAAGUACGCCGCUUCAUACGAAGGACCAGAAGCCUUCGGUCGCGGCUCAACCCUAGCGAGCGCUCUUUGGAAGCGCCAACGUGGAUUGACAACGGCAUUGCUCCUCUUGUUUCCUUUGGUCGCUCCACCUCCAAACAUCCUAUCCGCGCCAACCGAUCCGCGUCAUGUCAAGGAACGCGACCACCUGUAGAGAUUCCUCCACCAGGAAGUGAGGUCCUACCUCCACCGACUGUAGCAAUAGACGCUACAACGAGUUGGCAGAUGUACGAAACUGUGGCCUCGAUCGCUCACAGUCGUUCAUCGGUUCUGCUAUCGGCGAGUUCGAGCGCGGCUCGAGCGAGGAGGUCGCCGAUCGAGGCCCCCUUCGCUCACUCCCGUACUUCGACCGUUCCUUUAUUUCAAGAUAGACAUCCCGAUGACUAG